Messenger RNA from Xyrauchen texanus (razorback sucker), 926 nucleotides. RefSeq names its product glutathione S-transferase theta-1-like. Gene Ontology annotation, molecular function: glutathione transferase activity. Gene Ontology annotation, cellular component: cytoplasm. Lineage: Eukaryota; Metazoa; Chordata; Actinopteri; Cypriniformes; Catostomidae. The transcript has 5 exons. The coding region runs from base 73 to 801 and encodes 242 amino acids. Gene Ontology annotation, biological process: glutathione metabolic process. The record is from RefSeq and is a predicted model, not a curated record.
GUGAAGCAUUUGAAGAUGUGAAGUUCUGAGAAGCAGCACUCAUCUUGCCCGAUCAGACUCUUCCAAUCCAAAAUGCCACUUGAGCUGUAUCUCGACCUACAUUCCCAGCCAUGUCGUGCCGUCUUCCUAUUUGCCAAGAUAACAAAAAUUCCCUUUGAAUACAAAGCCGUGGACCUGUCUGCAGGUGAACAUUUUGGAGAAGAUUUCGGGAAGGUCAGCAUUAUAAGGAAGGUACCUGUCCUUAAAGAUGGAGAGUUUAUCCUCACAGAAAGCAUAGCGAUUAUGCAGUACUUGGCAGCAAAACAUUGCACCCCAGACCACUGGUACCCAGCUGACCUGCAGAAGCGUGCACGAGUAGAUGAGUAUCUAUCCUGGCAGCACACAAACAUAAGAGCUAAUGGGUCAAAGGUCUUCUGGUUUAGGGGAGUGUUGCCUGUGGUCACAGGGGCCCCAGUGCCCAAGGAGAAGAUGGAUUCUGCUGUGGAGGACCUCAACAUGGCUCUAAAGAUCUUUGAGGAGAAGUUUCUGCAGGACAGACCCUUUAUAAUUGGAGCGAAAAUAUCACUGGCAGAUCUAGCAGCCAUUGUAGAGAUGAUGCAGCCGGUCGGUACUGGUCUAGAUGUGUUUGAAGGCAGACCUGCUCUGAGCGCAUGGAGAGACAGAGUGAAGAAGGAGAUUGGUGUGGAAGUCUUCGAUGAGGCUCAUAAGAUUAUCAUGAAUGUUGAUAUACUGCCACAGACAUUUGAAAGCAAGGGUAUACCAGAGUUUCUCAAACUUAGGAUUCAGAAAAUGUUUAUCUGAUUACUUUUAAAUUCUAACUUUGAUCUUUCAUCAAGUUACUGUUCAGUUAUGUGAUGGACUAGAUUUGACAUAGAUUAGAAACUAUCACAAUUGUAAAAUCACUAUAUUCAAAAUAAACAGAAGAU